AUGCCUCACAAACACACCCGCCGCGAGAAGGACCUGUCGACCUUCGACCUUCCCCCAACCCAAAUUGCAAAGCCGCUCCCGCCCACGACUAUUUCCAAGAAGAAACAGCCUGUACAAAAGAAAAACACCGAUGGCAUCCAGAAGACUUCGUCCAAAAGGAAACGAGCACCUGAAACUCAGGAUGCGCCGCGCGCCUUCAAGCGUCUGAUGGCUUUUGCCGAAGGAAGGAAGCCGCGUUCCGGGCUCGACAAUGGCGCACCGCCACCCAGCAAGAAGGCCAAGAAAAAGGCAGCUGCCGCCGCCGCCGCCGCCGCUUCCAACGAGACACCCGCUCCCGAGAAAGAACCAGAAUCAAAGCCCGAACUCAAGAUCCGACCAGGCGAGAAGCUUUCCGAGUUCAGUCAGCGUGUAGACGCCGCGCUACCCAUCAGUGGUUUGGUGAACAACAAGGCCAAGAACGGUAAGGAUCCGCUCGGUCUCAAGAUCUGGCGAACGAGGAAGGAGAUGAAGAUGCACAAGCUUUACGAUGAAUGGAGGGUACAAGACGCCAAGAUCAAGGAGAAGAGAGAAGAAGAACUGGAAGAGCUGGAAGAGAAGGAGAUGGAGGAGGAGUCUAUGGGCGUCACUUGGAAGCUGAACAUGGAAGCGGGGAAGAAAAAGAAGAAGGGUAAAAAGGGCUCUAGAUACCUUGGCGAGUCUAAGGAGAAGGAGGAUGAUCCGUGGGAGGAAAUCAAGAAGAAGCGAGGCGAGGCCAAGGUCGGUCUCAACGAAGUGGCGGAUGCUCCUCCCGAGUUGAAGAUUCCUAGCAAGAAAUUGCUUGUCGGCGGAGCGACGGUCGAUGUCGAGGGAAUCCCCAAGGCCGCGGGAAGUUUACGGCAGCGUGAGGAGCUACAAAAGGUUCGUGAAGACGUGGUGGCACAAUACCGCAAGCUUAUGGCUGAGCGGAGACCUAAUACGCUCGUAUAG
This is a messenger RNA of Neurospora tetrasperma FGSC 2508, 966 nucleotides long. RefSeq lists its product as uncharacterized. Bases 1 to 966 code for a protein of 321 amino acids. The record is from RefSeq and is a predicted model, not a curated record. NCBI's taxonomy places the organism in Eukaryota, Fungi, Ascomycota, Sordariomycetes, Sordariales, Sordariaceae. The transcript has 2 exons.